Marmota monax (woodchuck) is the source of this 4273-nucleotide messenger RNA. Its product is annotated as chromatin remodeling regulator CECR2-like. The record is from RefSeq and is a predicted model, not a curated record. Lineage: Eukaryota; Metazoa; Chordata; Mammalia; Rodentia; Sciuridae. Gene Ontology annotation, biological process: chromatin remodeling. Gene Ontology annotation, molecular function: protein binding. Gene Ontology annotation, cellular component: CERF complex.
AUGCCAUCCUCCUCCAUCAGCCUCUCCAGUCGCUGGGAUUACAAGCAUGCGCCACCACGCCUGGCUGUUAUUUUUAAGAAGGGGUCUUGCUAUGUUGAGCAGGCUGGUUUCAAAUUCCUGGGUGCAAGUGAUCCUUCCAGCCCAGUCUCCCAAGUAGCUGGAAUUACAGGCGAGUGUCAACGUGCCCGGCACUGUUUGCCCUUUGUAUUUUCAUCUAUAAAGUCAAACCUAGUAGCUGGACGACGCCAGGCCGAGGUUGAGUUUGACAACGGAAUCCACGCUGCUGGAAGUCACACAGUUAGCGGCAAAACUAACUUUGAAGUCCAGACGUUUAGCUCCCGACCCGGGCCCGAUAUAGCCCAGCCACGGAAAGCUUUCGGUAUUGCAGCAGCCUCCCUCAGUCCUCACCUGCAAGGGAUGUUGAAAGAGGAAAGGAAGCGGGAAUUGGAGGAGAAGGUCAAGGCAGUGGAAGAUCAAGCCAAGAGGAGAAAACUCAGGGAAGAAAGGGCAUGGCUGCUGGCUCAAGGCAAGGAGCUACCCCCAGAACUUUCCCAUCUGGACCCUAAUUCUCCCAUGAGGGAAGGAAAAAAGACAAAGGAUCUCUUUGAGUUGGAUGAUGACUUCACUGCCAUGUAUAAAGUUCUAGAUGUGGUAAAGGCUCACAAGGAUUCCUGGCCAUUUUUGGAACCCGUGGAUGAAUCUUAUGCUCCUAAUUAUUAUCAGAUUAUAAAGAUCCCCAUGGAUAUUUCAAGCAUGGAGAAGAAAUUGAAUGGAGGUUUAUACUGUACCAAGGAUGAAUUUGUAAAUGACAUGAAGACAAUGUUCAGGAAUUGUCGAAAAUAUAAUGGGGAGAAUAGUGAGUAUACCAAGAUGUCUGAUAAUUUAGAGAGGUGUUUCCAUCGGGCAAUGAUGAAACAUUUUCCUGGAGAAGAUGGAGACACGGAUGAAGAAUUUUGGAUCCGAGAGGAUGAAAAGCGGGAGAAGAGACGGAGUCGGUCUGGUCAUAAUAGUGGAAGCCAUUGGACCCGCUCUAGGGACUCUGAAGGGCCCAGCAGGAAGCAGCAGCCCAUGGAAAAUGGAGGAAAAUCAUUGCCCCCUGCACGCCGAGCUUCUUCUUCAGGGGAUGAUCAGAGCAGCAGUUCUACUCAGCCCCCUCGAGAAGUGGGCACUUCAAAUGGCCGAGGUUUUUCCCGCCCUCUGCACUGUGGUGGAAUGCCCAGCCAGGCACCUCUUUUAAACCAAAUGAGGCCAGCAGUACCAGGAGCAUUUGGCCCUCUUCAAGGAUCAGAGCCCAACACCUUCUAUGGUCCCUCUCGAGUCCCAGAAGCACACCCAGGAGAGCCCAUGCAGCAGCAUCAGGCUUUUUCCAUGCAGCCUCCAGUUGGAAUUAGUAACCACCGAGGACCCCAGCUUGGCACUCCAGAAGAUAAGCAGAUGUGUGGGGGGCUAACACACCUUUCUAACAUGGGAUCACAUCCCGCCUCCUUGCAGCUUGGACAGAUGAGUGGCCCUGGUCAGGAUGGAAACAUGUAUCCCCCAGCUUCAUUCCAGCCAGGAUUUAUUCCUCCCAGGCAUGGUGGGGCUCCAACCCGACCAGCAGACUUUGCUGAGAGUUCAGAAAUUCCUCCCAGUCACAUGUAUCGAUCCUACAAGUACCUGAAUCACGUACACUCUACCGUCUGGAAUGGGAAUCAUGGUACUACAAAUCUAGGACCUUUGGGGCCAGAUGAGAAGCCCCACCUCGGGCCAGGACCCGCUCACCAGCCUCACGCUCUUGGUCACAUGAUGGAUUCCCGAGUAAUGAGACCAUCUAUACCCCAAAACCAGUGGACUAAGCAAUCAAGCUUUCUACCUCAUGGUGUUCCUUCUUCAGGAUAUAUGCGACCACCUUGUAAGUCCACUGGUCAUAGGUUGCAGCCACCUCCAACCCCAGCACCAAGUUCUCUAUUUGGAGGGCCCUCCCAGACCCUGCGUGGGAUGCAAGGAGGGGACUCUAUGAUGGACAGCCCUGAGAUGAUCGCCAUGCAGCAGCUGUCCUCCCGUGUCUGCCCACCAGGUGUGCCUUACAACCCCUGUCAACCCACUCCCUCCCAAGUACCUGGCCCUUUUCCACAGGUAGCUCAUUCAGCAUCAGUAAGCUUGUCAGCCCCCAAACCUGCCUUGGGCAACCCUGGGAGGAUACAGGAUAACAAUGAAACACAAAAGCCUGAGAAUGACCGAGGAGAAGCUUUGCCUGGACUUGAAGAGAAACCAGCAAGCGUUGGUGCUUCAGAGGGGGUAUACCUCAAACAGCUACCUCAACCUACACCUCCCCUGCAGGCCGACUGCACCAGGCAGAGCUCACCAAGAGAAAGGGAAACAGAGGCCACAGAGCUCAAAAAUGACACAUUGGAAUCUGCAGACAACUGUAAAACAGCAAAGGGCAAGAAUACCUGGACCUCAGACAGCAGCUAUACCAGCCCAGCUGCCCAAGGCUGUAUGAGAGACCUCUCCACAAUGGCCGACAGAGGCGUUCUUCCUGAAAAUGGAGUCAUUGGUGAAGCAUCUCCUUGUGGAUCAGAGGGGAAGGGCCUUGGUGGCAAUGAUUCAGAAAAACCACUCUGCUCCAGAGGCAAAACAUUGCAGGAGACCAUGCCCUGCACAGGACAGAAUGCAACUACACCUCCAUGUGCAGACCCCAGUUUAAUGACAAGCCCUGUAAGCCAGUUUUCUCCCUUGUACAUGCCUGGCCUAGAAUACUCUAAUUCAGCUGCACAUUACCACAUCAGUCCAAGCCUGCAAGCCUUGGGCCCUAUGAUGGGGGGGAAAUCCUCGGUAUCGCAUCCUCAGCAUUUCUCUCCCAGGGCCUUUCAGUCUAACAAUCCUCACCCUGGGAUCUUUCCCCGAUAUCGCCCUCCCCAGGGAAUGAGGUAUUCCUACCAACCACCACCUCCACAGCCUUCCUACCAUCAUUACCAGCGAACUCCUUAUUACACUUGUCUACAGGGCUUUUCUGAUUGGCAGAGACCUCUCCACCCUCAGGGAAACCCAGGUGGCCCCCCAGCAAGUCAUGCCCCUCACCCAUGGCCCCUUUUCUCAGAUAAAAAUUCCAUGGCUGAUCUGCAAAGCUGUGAGACACUGAGUGCUGCCUUAACUUCCCCAACUCGAAUGGAUGCAGUGGCUGCUAAAGUUGUCCCACCUGACAGACAGAAUCCUGGUCCAGAGGAAGAAAAGCUUGAUGAAUCUAUGGAGAGGCCAGAGAGUCCCAAAGAGUUUUUAGAUCUGGACAACCAUAAUGCAGCUACCAAGCUACAGAGUUCUUUGUCAGCCAACGAAUAUAUUUAUGGAACUCCUCCUACACCUCUGAGUUCAGGGAUGGGAUUUGGUUCACCUCCUUUCCCACCUCAUGGUGUGAUGCUACAAACGGGGCCUUCUUAUACACCACAGCGGCCAACCAGUCAUUUUCAACCCAGGCCAUAUUCUCCUGUGGGUGCUCACCCACCCCACCAUCCAGGGCCUGCCCAGCCUAAUGGCCUCUCUCAAGAGGGUUCUCUCUAUCGCUGCCAGGAAGAGGGCCUGGGCCACUUUCAAGCAGUAAUGAUGGAACAGAUUGGCACUGGAAGUGGAAUAAGAGGAUCCUUCCAGGAAAUGUACAGACCAUCAGGAAUGCACAUACAUCCAAUCCAGUCGCAGUCCUUAUUCCCAAAGACCCCAGCACCAGCAGCAUCACCAGAACAGCUGCCACCACAUAAGCCCCCAACACUUCCUCUGGAUCAGAGCUAGUCCUAGGAGGAAAUUGCCCCCAAGGAAGUGAAAAGCUGCACAUGAAGACAGAACAUGGAGGAUUUGGGGAAAUGAUCCUUGCCCAUCUCUAUCCCAGUCACCCUGCUGUGCCCCUUCACAGUGAAUUACACCUUGCCACCAAGAGCUGGAGCCAUUCCUGGGCCUUAGAAGCAUACUCACUCCAUAGACGACUGACACAGAGCUUGCAGAGGUGCUGGGUCAGGGAUCACUUGCACAGCUGACUGACAGUCAGGAAGAUCAAGUGAACCUGGAGUUCAUGCUGACUUCUCCAAAUUCUGAGACUGUCCUUCAGGGAAAAUCACUUUAAACUUGGGUGGGGGGCAUACAAAAUAACAGAGUGGUGCUUUUAAACUUUCGUGAGCAGCUAAUCUCAGGUAUAUAUUGAGGAAGGGACUACUUGUAGUAUUAAUGUUUUCAGAGCUGGGUCCAGUUUACACAAUUUUCAUGUUGCCUUUUAAAAUAAUUUUUGUUGGUGAAUGUAUUGUACAUA